Molecule: messenger RNA, 901 nt
Organism: Sapajus apella (tufted capuchin)
Lineage: Eukaryota; Metazoa; Chordata; Mammalia; Primates; Cebidae
Product: serine protease 40
Exons: 2
Coding region: 1-444 (147 amino acids)
Biological process (GO): proteolysis
Molecular function (GO): serine-type endopeptidase activity
Source: RefSeq, a predicted model, not a curated record
AUGGAAAACAGUGUCUGCGCAUCCUUCUUCCAGCCCCAGCACCCCAGCCAGUCAAGCAGCAGUGACUACAGCAUCCAGGAGGACAUGCUGUGUGCUGGGGACCUCAUAACGGGAAAGGCCAUUUGCCAAGGAGACUCCGGGGGUCCCCUCGUCUGCCCGUUAAAUGGCACCUGGUUCCUGAUGGGGCUGUCCAGCUGGAGCAUGGACUGCCGCCCGCCUGUCGGCCCCAGCGUCUUCACCAGGCUCUCCUACUUCACCAACUGGAUCAGCCAGAAGAAGAGGGAGAACCCCCCACCUGAUCCUGCCUUGGCUCCUCCUCAGGAAGCGCCCCCAGGCCUAGACAGCAUGACCUCUCAGGCUCCCGUUCACGAGCCCUGGCUCUGUGCAGCCCUGCUGGCUGCUCACACCCUCCUCCUGCUGCUGAUUCUCCUGGGGAGCCUGUGAAGGGCUGGGGCCCCUGGCCUCUUAACGCAAGCAUGCCCACCUCAGGCCGGCCUCCUUGCUGAGCUCUGCAUGCUCCUGACGUGUUUCCAUCUCUGGGCUCUCCUGUCCACCCAAGGCCACCCCUGCCCCAGACCUGACAAAAUAAAAACCACCCAAGAAGCUACUUGCUCUGGUUUCUGGCCCAUCAGCGUCCUCUCCCAUGCUCCACUGUGCCUCCAGCUCCUCAGGGAGGGAAGGUCUCCCUUCUCCCUGGGCUGGGACCAGGCUGACCAUUUGGGAGGCAAGUCACUCUCCUUGGGGAGUUGGGUCGUGCAGACUCAGGCACCAUUCCUGCCAUCAAGGGUGUGCAGUCUUCCAGAAAAAUGAGGCCAGGGCCUCCCAGCAUGGAAGAAGCCACCUGUCCCCCUGAAAGGGGGUGCAGGGCACCAGUCAGGACUGAAGCUGCUUCUUCCAGGCA